This is a messenger RNA of Neltuma alba, 1305 nucleotides long. RefSeq lists its product as uncharacterized. The transcript has 3 exons. NCBI's taxonomy places the organism in Eukaryota, Viridiplantae, Streptophyta, Magnoliopsida, Fabales, Fabaceae. The record is from RefSeq and is a predicted model, not a curated record. Gene Ontology annotation, molecular function: protein binding. The coding region runs from base 74 to 913 and encodes 279 amino acids.
CUCUUGACUAAGCCAGAGCUUCCGGGUCUUCCUUCACCCUCGCUCACCCUCUCUCUUCCCACUCGAGCUUCACAUGAAAGCCAUGAGUGCUUCUCUCUUCAGAACCGGCUCUGGUCCGGUUCAGAAGCCGGUCUUUUCCGGUUUUUCCUACUCUUCUUUGUCCAGUCAUGCUUCGCUCCCCCGCGAUCACAUUCCCCGUCGUUCUUCCUCGAUUUCGCUGAAUCUCCAUUCCCCUGACCAGAGAGAUACUCCUCCGAGGAUGAUCGACAGAGCGUUAUCUGAAAGUGACGCGAUUCGAUCGGCUACUGAGAGUUUCGGUGUUUCCCGGAAGAUGAAGCAAUCUGGGUCACGUUCUUUUCCGGCCACUGUGUCGGGCGACGAAGUCCUAUACGAAAGCGAAUGGUGCGACAUCGGAGGUAAGUCGAACUAUGCCGGAGUUCGACCUGACAUUGGAAUCUUGACGGAGGAGUUUGGAUUCGGUGGUGGAGUCGGAAGCGGGCGUGACGACGGGAUCGCGACAGUCACCGGUGGAAACGAUGGUGAUAGGGUGAAAAUAGGUGCGUACUAUAAGGAAGUGCUCAAAUCAAACCCAACAGACGCACUUCUGCUAGGGAAUUACGGGAAAUUUCUUUAUGAGGUGGAGAAGGACGCUGUGAGAGCAGAGGAAUAUUACGGAAGAGCAAUCCUUGCGAAUCCUGGAGAUGGCGAGUUGCUUUCUCUGUACGGGAAGCUCAUAUGGGAAACACAGAGAGACGAAGGCAGAGCCGAAUCUUACUUCGAACACGCCGUUCAUGCCUCCCCUAACGACUGCUCCAUUUUGGGGUCCUAUGCGCACUUCCUGUGGGAAGCAGAGGAGGAAGAAGAAGAAGAUGGUGCAAACAGAAUGGCGACGGAGGGGACAGCUGCUCGUUAAUGACAUGAAUAUGAAACAAAAAAUUUGAGAUGAAGUGAAUGGCGGUUUGUGCAAUAUAUGUAAGUGGCAUUGAAUAUGAAAAUAACCCAAGAGAAGAAUAAUUGGCGAUGUAUGUAUCUAACUGGAAGCUCCAAGAACGGAUCCAGAGGGUGAGGGAGUGAUAAUGAAAGUUGAGUGUCGUUUUCUGUUCCUUGUUUCUUUACGGCGGGCACCCUGUAACUCUGUUUGCAGAUAAAAUGUCGGUUGAACAUUAUCCCUUAGAGCGGCUUUUGAGGGUAUAGAGAUGUAAAUUUUGUACCUUACAACUAAUUUUUGUUGCAUGUAUAAUGGAUAUGGUAAAUAAAUAUAAAUAACUAAGAAGUCUUAAGGGGCUUCCCGUUAUUAUUGAUGAA